AUGAGUGCAUUGAGCAGUACGCUAGAUGCACUGAGCCUCAACCUCGUCAACCUUACGCAGGACCUGGGCAACUUGAGCGACAGUGGCGACAGACAUGAGCCCAAAGGUGGCAAGGGCGCCGUCGCGCAGAUGUUGGAUUUUCUGCUGCCAGACAUGGAGGUGGAGGAGGAGGAGCCCAAGCCGUGCCCGGAAGGUUGGGAGAGGGUGAUCGGAGAUGUGUACGGUGGCGACCAGUUUUCUGGUGGAUGGCGUCACUCAGCCGAGACUGUCGAGGAUUGCGCAUGGAGGUGUUUGACGCAGCCGGGAUGCGGGAGCUUCGAGUGGAGUGAGUCCAGGAAGAGGUGCUUUCGCAACAGCCAGACACGGCCGACACAUGAGGCCGAUCGCCCGGGGUUUGUGUUUUGCCGACGCCAGCCUUGCCCGAGCUUUCGGACGCAAGAGGGCUGCGUGGGUCCGGGCGUUUCCCCGGGCUUUUACUCCAAGGAGGUACGACUGCGGCCGGGCAGCUACUGUAUUUGGUCCGGCGGCGCCUGCCAGGCCCCAAUGGCGUGCACCGACUCGGAUUGUUUUUUGCCGGAUGGCGGCCUGCCGGGCAUGAAACUUCCGAGUCGCUACACGCUCUGGAUCUCUCGCCCCGGCUUGCAGGCCACCAUGCAGUGA
This is a messenger RNA of Symbiodinium natans, 660 nucleotides long. The record is from the annotation of a GenBank genome assembly. NCBI's taxonomy places the organism in Eukaryota, Dinophyceae, Suessiales, Symbiodiniaceae.